UGAGGGCCCGGGGCCUACGUGGGCCCGCCGCCGGGCCCCAUGAGGCAUAGCCUGACUAAACUGCUGGCGGCCUCGGGCAGCGACUCCCCGACGCGUAGUGAGAGCCCGGCGCCCGUCGCGACCUGCUCGCUGCCCUCGGACCUGACCGGGGCGGCGGAGGACGAGGGGACGGCGGCGGCCGGAUCGCCCGGCCGCAGACAGCCGCGCGGCGACGAGGGCGAGUCGGAGGCCGGGAGGGGGGGCCGCGGCGGCGUGGCCGCGCGCGCGCCCUCGCCUGAGGAGAUGGAGGAGGAGGCGAUGGCCAGCGUCCCCGGGGAGGAGACGGAGGACAUGGACUUUCUGUCCGGCCUGGAACUGGCGGACCUACUGGACCCCCGGCAGCCGGACUGGCACCUGGAGCCCGGGCUCAGCUCGCCGGGGCCCCUCUCCUCGUCCGGCGGAGGAUCGGACAGCGGUGGCUUGUGGAGAGGCGACGACGACGACGAGGCCGCGGCUGCCGAGAUGCAGCGCUUUUCGGACCUGCUGCAGAGGCUGUUAAACGGCAUCGGAGCUUGCAGCAGCGGCAGUGACAGUGGCGGCGGCGAAAAGAGGAGGAGAAAGUCCCCAGGAGGCGGCGGCGGCGUCGGCGGCAGCGGCGGCGGCAACGACAGCAACCAGGCGGCGACAAAGAGUCCCCGGAAGGCGGCGGCGGCGGCUGCCCGCCUCAACCGGCUGAAGAAGAAGGAAUACGUGAUGGGGCUGGAGAGCCGAGUGCGGGGGCUGGCCGCCGAGAACCAGGAGCUGCGGGCCGAGAACCGGGAGCUGGGCAAGCGCGUGCAGGCUCUGCAGGAGGAGAGUCGCUACCUUCGGGCCGUCUUAGCCAACGAGACCGGACUGGCUCGCCUGCUGAGCCGGCUGAGCGGCGUGGGACUGCGGCUGACCACCUCGCUCUUCAGGGACUCGCCCGCCGGGGACCACGACUACGCUCUGCCCGUGGGGAAGCAGCAGCCGGACCCGCUGGAAGACCAGGACGACUCGGCCGGAGGAGUGUGUCUGCAUGUGGACAAGGAUAAGGUGUCGGUGGAGUUCUGCUCGGCGUGCGCCCGGAAGGCGUCGUCUUCUCUUAAAAUGUAGGGUCAAGUAAUCCGCUCUUUAUCCGCGUUUAUCCCCUUUCAACUCCCUUACAUCAUGUAAAACACCUUAGUGGGACAUCGUCACUGGACACAUUUCAGAGGAGGAAAAAAAAAAGUAAUAUUGAAUCUUUAAGUGUUUAGCUAAAAGCAUGAAUGUGACACUGUAACCAACUCCUAAUGAUAACAUGUGACUAUUAAAUCUCUCUGACAGUUUCUUUUUUAGGUGAUUUCCUUCCUGCCAGGCUCCGUUGUAGGGGUUACAGAACAGUCGUUCCCGCCUCACCACCUGUGGAUACAGCUGUUGGGGCAGAAGAGACGGGACCAGCUGCUGGCCACAUUUCCUGCUUUAUUUUAAAAGGUAGUAUAAGAAAUGAGGAAAAAGAGGUAAUUUCAGGGCUUCUGCUUUUAUUUUAAAAUGUUCAUAAUUAAAAAGUAUUUUCCAGCAGUCCAAAGAUGUAAGUUAUCUUACACAUAAAAUGUUUUAUUUUGUUGUUAUUUGGUUAUGAAAAUGGAAUCUUGUUCUUGCACAACUGUAAAUGUUUUGUUGCUAGAUAAUACACUCUGAGACCUAACUUGGUCUCUGGUUUCCAGUGCAUUACAGCAUAUUUUGUAAAAUCAUCUACUGCACUUGAGCAUGAAUAUGGAUAGUAGCCAAACUCACAACCUGGAGUGAUGAACCUGCUUAUACCUAAGUGCAGGAGCAAGCCCCUCACAAUGCAGCUGCAUGGAUUUUUAGUGCCUACUGAAUAAUAUAUAAUAUAUAUAAACCAAAAGUAGUUGGAAAAAUUAUUUGAAAUGACUAAUUUGUGCUAUCUUUAUGGAAUAUGUUAAAUGUAGCUUUUUGAAACAGAAGCCUUGAAUUGAAAUUUAAUUAAUACUUGAACAUUUUGUAUAUAUAUAUAUCUUUGUAUAUAAUUUUGUGCAGUACCAAUGACAAAAAUAUGGUGUCAUAAUAAAAUCAGGUUUGUUGAUCUUUCAGUUAUGGGCUCAAAGAAUUUAUUCAUCUCUCAAUAUGACAUUGGAAAACAAUGGAUGAAAAUAGGAAAAAUGAUUGUUGUUAAUGCUGUGGGUCUUAGGUUCUGAAAGCAGUAAGUGCGUUUUUCUAAAAAGUAUACCAUUCCUUUGGAAUAUUUUCUUCCUAACGUCAAUGAUUUUCCUGCAUUAUUUGAAGUUUGGGGGCUGGGGAGAAACAGUCAAAGCUUUCUGAAUUGGGAUGCUUUGAAAUUCCAAGUAUAGAUUUUUAGAAUGUCAUUUUAUAAAUGGCAGUUUUUGGAAAUACUUGAUUAAGAACUUUUGAAAAUGGAGAUUAGUAUCAACUGUUUUAAAAGCUGCUUUGUUAGGUUCCUUAUGUUUUUAAACUGUCCUUCUUAGUUUCCAUUUCAUUCUCUUUUUUUUCUAAUUUUGGUGACUUAUAGUGAUUUUGUCAUUUUUUUGCAUCAACGUCAUAGUCUUGUUUUUACAUGGUAUUGCAUGUAUUUAAGACCUAUCUAACAGGGACUUUAAAUAAAUUUGGUCAUAUUUAUGUGUAAACACAUUUUACUGUAAAUGUUUGGGUUUCUGAAUUUACAACAGAUCUGUUUAUUUCAGUAUGUAGUAAACAAUAUCUUAAAGUGUCCUAUUCACUACUUGUUAAUUAAAAAGUUAUGAUUAAUAUGAAACUGUUGUCUUACUAUUUUUAGAAAAUUGUGUUCUGAAUGAUUAGUAGCUGGAUAAAGCAGAUUUUUGGAAUAUAAUAUGGAUUGUUUAGAAGUUUUCAGGUUUGGCUCUAUUUACUGUAGUGGAUGAAAGCAGUUUAGUAUUUGGGGAGUCUUUUUUUCUUUUCCUAAUUGUGCCUCUAUGGCAAAAUGAUACAGAAAGAACUGAAGAUGUACCUUUUAAUAGUUGUCUUCUGAUUGUGACAGGAAUUCAUACAUUAAUUGAACUAACACAUCAUAUUGACCUGCUGUUUCUGUCAUAUUGACUUAAUGUUUCUGCACUUCCUUGACCAAACCUAACGAAAGAGUCCACGUUUGUUAAAAUGUAGUCACACCUCUGAUAUAAUCCAACAAAAAGUGUUCAAAAUAUUUUAAAUAUUUGUUCAUUUUAUAAUCACUAAAUUAAUCUCUCUCUCUUCUCUUUAAACAGCUUAGCAGUGUCUGCAAAAACGAAUCUUUUCCUACAACCUGUUAACUGACUGGACUGAUGGUAACAAAGUAAUUGUGGGAGCCAUGUCGGUCAAAAAUUUGGCAUCUGCUGAAAAAAAUGAAUGCCAUUUUCAAGUUCCCAAAUUACUUCUAUACUGAUUUCACUUUCCAGAUUUCACUUUCCAGAAAUGGAGAUAUGAAAAGAUUGUCUGGAAUCCUUGAAAGACUUAAUAGGAAUUCAUGAGACUAAGUUAAUUUUGGAACAAAAUUACACAUUUUUUGUCUUUCAUGGGAGUGAUACUCAGUUCUUUGCAUACCUUUUAAAAAUUGUAACCAUUGGAGAAGAGAUUGAUAGUAUUACAUCAAGGAAUAUUAGAUUCUUUUCAUAAUCAAGAGCACAUUUUAUGGAAUUACAUUUAGUGCAGUAGGAUUACAUAAACAGGCCAUCAGUGAUCACAAGGCCGUAUCAUGAGUUUGUAUUUAUUUCCUGGAACAUGAGAGCUAAUCUGAAGUACAGACAGACCUUGCUGAGUAGAAUAUAAAAGUUUAUGUAAAGUCUUUAACCUAUAAAGAGUAGUCUUUUUAAAUAGAUGCAUUGAUUUGUCUGUGUAUCUUUGAAAAACUGAAUAUGAUUAAAUGUAUGGGUAGUUAAUUGCAAUUCAGGAUAAUGCCAAGAUGUGUGGAUCUGAGGUUUUGGCUUCUUGAGCUUCCUCUGAGGAUAUAUUAAAAUUAUUUUGAGGUUUCUAAUGAAUGGUAUACUAGUUUCUACUGUUUUAUAUUAAAAUUUCUCUAGUAUGAAAGGCUUUUUAGCGUUCUGGAUGAUGGGAGUGUUUUUUUUUUAAACAGAAUAUGGUUUUACUUAUUUGAAACAUUUUUCCAGUUCAUUACAAGUGUGA
Molecule: messenger RNA, 4131 nt
Organism: Odocoileus virginianus texanus
Lineage: Eukaryota; Metazoa; Chordata; Mammalia; Artiodactyla; Cervidae
Gene: CREBZF
Product: CREB/ATF bZIP transcription factor
Biological process (GO): regulation of DNA-templated transcription
Molecular function (GO): DNA-binding transcription factor activity
Source: RefSeq, a predicted model, not a curated record